Biomphalaria glabrata is the source of this 3674-nucleotide messenger RNA. RefSeq names its product alpha-1,3-mannosyl-glycoprotein 4-beta-N-acetylglucosaminyltransferase B-like. Gene Ontology annotation, cellular component: Golgi stack; endoplasmic reticulum-Golgi intermediate compartment; endoplasmic reticulum. The record is from RefSeq and is a predicted model, not a curated record. Lineage: Eukaryota; Metazoa; Mollusca; Gastropoda; Planorbidae. Gene Ontology annotation, biological process: protein N-linked glycosylation. The transcript has 14 exons. Gene Ontology annotation, molecular function: acetylglucosaminyltransferase activity. Bases 847 to 2199 code for a protein of 450 amino acids.
GCCCGCACUUCCCGGUAGGCUGAGUCUCUCAUCUGCUAACCCGAGUACAGUGCGGUGAUCUAUCCCCGACCAUACGUUCAGGUCGGAGUUUGACAGUGGGAGUACAAAGUGGAAAGAUACACAAUGAGUUAUGUCUUUGUGCAGUGUUGUAAUUUGUCAAGUGCAGCCUAUUAACAAUCGUACACGACUUAAAUAGCAAAAAAGAAACAGCAACUGAUUUCACGAGUGACUGAAAACUGGAUUGAAAGGAGGAACUUAAUCGAACGAGAUUUCAUAUCGUGACCAGUUUGUUUUUAAAGCGAUUUAGUUUAAAAAUAGACAAGAUUCAUUCUUCUGAUACAUGUACACUGUUCGCACGCUCAGCUACCAGUAAAUGAUUCCAUUAAGCACGUUCUGGCCGCCAGGAGCAUAAAACAAUAGGACCUAAACUCAGUGUACUUAUCAACGACUUCACUUCUAACCAUGAGGCUCUGGGUGCGAAGAAAGUUGAUAAUCGGCUCCACGUUAACUCUGAUCUUUUUCACAUUAGGAUUACAAUUAGUUUUCAAAAACUCCAAAAGAGGGAAAGAAAUUAUAAUUGAAUGAGGUGGUAGCACAAGCUGAAUUAUUCCCGUUUAUAGGUCGCCGCUUGAAGAUAGGUCGGAGGUUAUAAAUGACAAUAUAUUGAGACAGUGGCUAGAGAACAAAUCCAGCUUCGCCUCGCACACUUCAGUUCAAAUCCAGCCAAGCCCUGCGGCUGUUAACCAGAGUACCAGUCCAGUGUUUCAAGAAACUGCAGAAAGGAAAUUUGUGUUUAUCUAUGAAGACGAGAAGUCUAUAGGCAACGAUGGUUGGUCAGUGCCAAGGAUGCCAGGUUUAUUCGCCUACUUGCCGCAUUUGACCGCAAACAAAAGUUUACUUCUACCAGAGUUCAAAAUAUCCAAAGGCAGAAACAAUGUGACGUUUGUGAUUGGUAUCCCAAGUAUUAGAAGGCCUAUUGAUGUGUAUCUGAUCAAUACGUUACAGUCUCUCAUCCAAGGCAUGAACGAGACAGAGAAAACGGAAACAGUUCUGAUCGUCUGUAUAACAGAGCCAUGGAACAUAUCGUACGAGAAAAAGAUUAUUUUAGACAUAAUACAGAAAUUUCCCAAAGAGCUAGAUUCAGGACUCUUGGAAGUUAUAACUCCACAAGCUGGCUACUACCCAGAUCUAAGCCAACUAAAAGCAGGACUGGGGGAUCCACAUGAAAGAGUGAAAUGGAGGUCCAAACAGAACCUGGACUACGCGUACUUAAUGUUAUACUCCUGGAAGAGAGGUUCUUACUAUUUACAAUUAGAAGACGACAUUCAGGCUUCACCUGGCUUUAUUGGGGGAAUGAAAAGUGCCUUAAGUGGAAAUUACGGAGACUGGUUUCUAUUGCAAUUUUCAACGUUAGGAUUUAUAGGUCGAUUGUUCAAGUCCCAAGAUGUUCCGAAAGUCAUGGAAUUUUUAUUUAUGUUUUAUGCCAGCAAGCCAUGCGAUUGGUUGUUAGAAGACUUUCUCAGAGUUCGAAUGUGUGGCCAUGGUGAUAUAUGGGCCUAUUGCAUCCAUAAGAUCCGGAGUGUGGCACGUCUAAUUACACCCACCCUCUUUCAACAUGAAGGCUUUCAUUCUUCUUUUUCUGGCAAUGUCAAUAAAUUAAAGGAUAAAUCUUUUGGGACAGGUGCUAAAAAAAUAUUUUUUAACCCUCCACUGUCUGGCAUCAUCAAUAACCUGCAGGCGUAUUCCAAGUAUGAUAUCUAUGCUUUGUACAAUGGUGAUGACAUCUUCUGGGGAGGCAACCCUAAAGCUGGAGAUGUCAUUGAUUUCAUAUUUGACCAUCCUGUUCCUUUAGCAAGAAUACACAUUGAAAGUGGAAACAGUGAACAUCCAGGGGACAUAAUUAGAGAAGCGUCCUUGGAAAUCUUGCCAGAUGAGUUUGUAGAUGGCGGCAAUUUGACAAGAAAAACAACACCAUUUAGUGAGAAAGAAAAAGCUGCGAAUAUCAAGAGAUAUGACUUUCUUCCUCAAUUAAAGAAUCUCAAUGACACAUAUCAUGUUCUUGGUACAUUCAAUUCAGAUGGUGCAUUCAUCAUGGAUGUUCCUCCAAAGUAUGGGAGAAUUUUAAUUCUUAGAAUAGCUUUCCACUCCAAUUCACAGACAUGGGUUCUCAUUAAAAAGAUGGAGUUACAUGUAAGAUGAAAUGAAUUUGUUUAAACUUCAGCUUGUUGUUCACUAGAAUUCCGCCUUCCUGACUGUUACACUUUGAAAGCUUGUUUUCCAUGAAGCCUUUUUUCGUUUUUGUAUUAAACAAUGUUUAUUGUGAUAUGUCCACAUUUCCAUUGAAGCAUAUUUGUUCAUUGUCUAGUCAAAUUAUAAUGGUUUGAUGUUACCAGAAAAAAAAAGAGGUAAUGGGAAGUUCACAUUCAAUCCCUUGAUGUAUUAAAGUGUGAAGAGAUAAUUUGUGUUGAAUGUCCACUGGUACACAGUUAACAUGACCUUCAUUUCACACACACAAACAAAUAGAUUACCGUGUUCCAUGUCUGCUUGUUGGUGGUUUGAAUGGGUUCUAAGUGCCCAAAACAUUUUAUGUAUCAAUGUCUAGGCCUUGUCUUUAUAAUCUAAUGAUGUUUAAAUUGUAUAAGUUAAAUUAAGCCUGAAGUUAAGAUAUUCGAUUUUUUUUUGUCUGUGUAAUAAUGUUCUUUCGUUGCUAUUUCAUUUAGCAUUUAGCGAACGUUUUUGGUCCUGAUGUAUGUUUUAUCGGAUUUUGCUCGAUAGAAAACACUUAAAAGAGAAAGAAAGGAGAGGAUGUUCAAUUGUUUACUUACAUUGAGUUUGCUAGGAACACGUCUGAGAAAAUGGUGUAUGCGUAUAUACAUAACCGUGUUUUGAAACGUUAUCUUUGUAGUGGAUGAGUAAAGAAACUGAGUGUGAUUCUUUUACUACUCUAGCUGCCAGUAUUAAUGCUGGUAUUAAACAACUGCUUUGGUCUGGGGGGUCUUAGUGGUCUUGCUCUGAACAACUGACACCAUCAGAAGGAAAAUAUCUGUCUCCUUUUCAUGUGAAAAUUGAUUUCCGGACAUGCCGCUAUGGUCUGGCCAGCUGGCACACAUGUUGUUUGAUGUUAGCCCUGGUAAUUAUCCAUCCAAUCUUAUUUACAUAUACUUGAAGUAAUAAGAAAUGUAAAUGCAACAUUCCGAAGCUAGAAUCUUAUCUUAUACAAUACAGACGUUACUUCAAAAAAGAAGAGGUACGAAUAAUGCUAUUGGGGUAAGGUUUUUCGUUAUUGUCUAAUGAGUCUUAUAAUCACAUUCAAUAUCUUUACGUCUAUAAAAGGCAGCAUUCUGUCUUGUUGAGCCCCCUCCCCCCCCCCAAAAAAAAAAGUUCUAUGUUAGAGUUAUAUUCUUUUAAUAGUAUAAUAUAUUAGUAUGAUGAUUUAAUAAAACUAAAUAAUACAUUAUAUGUCAAGUGAACAUUGUAAUAUUUAUUGUUAUAAGUUUGUUUUAGUUUUAUUUUGUUCUGAUUCUUUGAUCAUGUGUGACACGGACAAAAAAUGUGCUCUAUGCUAUUGAAUUUUUGUGUUUGCCAUAGUGUCUAAGGAUGUUGAACCUUUUACUAAGGCUCAGUUUAAUGAUAUUUAAUCUACAUCAAAAUAAAAUUAAUGUCAUCUUUGUGAA